Messenger RNA from Umbelopsis ramanniana AG, 2134 nucleotides. RefSeq lists its product as uncharacterized. The record is from RefSeq and is a predicted model, not a curated record. Bases 291 to 1793 code for a protein of 500 amino acids. The transcript is spliced from 3 exons. NCBI's taxonomy places the organism in Eukaryota, Fungi, Mucoromycota, Umbelopsidomycetes, Umbelopsidales, Umbelopsidaceae. Gene Ontology annotation, cellular component: cytoplasm.
UUGCCAAAAAAAAAGGGGGUGCCUUAAAAGCAGGAGGUCUUUUACAGUUAAUGAGAACGUGCCAGUGAUAAGAAAAUAAUAAUAGUGUUGCUCACGCAAUCUCUCUGCAUAGCAACACCAAUCCAGUUCGGCUUGGCAAACUGUAAGUUGUCGAAUGGCUAACCCAGUGGUUUGUCAGCCAGCCUUUUGACGACGCCAGAUUACGUUUACUUUGUGAACUGACUCUUAUCCUCUCUUUAUUUUUUCAAAAUCAGUUGAGCCGAUCUUCUGACCAUUCUAACAACUGGAACAUGACCGCUAAUGGCGACGACUCUAGCAGUGCUGGCGGCAAAACCGAUAUCUUUUCAGAAAGUUCUUCUAUCAGUCCGCCCAACACUCCGGGACCCAGUGCUGCCGUUCCCCCAAUCAACUAUGUAGGCGAGCAAAAUUGGUCCUCGUUCUUAUCCACCUCGCAAAAAUCGCUAUUUGAUCUGCCUUCUCCUGACACCCAGUACGAACCUAAAUUUGCUAACUUGGCACAACAACAACAACGACGUACUAGUGUAGAAAAUAUUUGGAAUACUAGCUCCCAACAGCCGAAAACAUCUUCCAUUUGGUCGGAAGGUCUCCCUAAGCAGGGUUUGGCUCCCGUUCUGCAAGAUUCGGCCUUCAGUAAAGACCCGCCGUUCAGAACUUACCGUAGUUUUUCGCAAGCCGUCCCAAAUUCCGCCAAGCGGGAACCAAUGUACCAGAACUCGCUACCAAUGACUUCCGAGGAAGAAGAAGUCGAAUACAACAACAGUUCUAUUCGAUCCAUGUCGUCUGGUGCUGUCCUGGGAGGUAUUCUGGAUUACCCCAAGUCGUCACCAAAUACAAUCUGGAGCCCUGUGCCACAUGUGCAACGUGACUCAAGAUUCAGCGACAUGCACCCACAUUUUGCAGAACAACCUGCUUAUCUUGACAAUAGUUCUAUGGACCCGUUAAGACGAUUUUCUACUGUCUCUGAGAAUUUGGAUAUGUACAAGUCAACGAAUUUCCUCGACAGUGCCUACGCAAUAGCAGCCAAUCAAAGACGCCAUUCCGUUGCAGGAACCUUGAACAAAGGUCCAAAAGACGUUAACAGCAUGCGCCAAUCAUUCAAUGACCUUGGCUUAGAAGACCAUAGUGUGCCUUAUCCGUCUGCUGCCAAUCCGAACUCUUUAAUGGCUCCUAGUCAGCACGAUAUGGUUGCCAUUAACGAAUACUUUGAUGACCGCCGUACAAUGCAGCAAGAAAUGGGUAAAGGCAUUCCUCUUCACCAGGUACAGGGAGCGCUCUACACUGUGGAAUUUAAGGGUACUCGUUCAGAUACAUUCUAUGUAUCGGAAGCCGAUGCUUUAUCUGGACUUCAUCCAAGAUGUGGCGAUCUUGUCAUUGUGGAAGCUGACCGUGGUAAAGAUCUUGGUACCGUGGUGACCGAAAAUGUUUCCAAGGACACGGUUGAUAGCGUUGGCUCCAAAUCUAACUCAACUCGCGAAGUGUAUCCAAAACGCAUCUACCGUUUGGCCCAACCUCAAGAAGUAUCUCUACUCGCAGUCAAAAAGCAGGAUGAAGAAAAGGCACUGUUUCUUUGCCAAUCGAAGAUUGCUCGUCUCAACCUGCCAAUGGAGGUUGUGAGCGCUGAGUAUCAAUGGGAUCGACGAAAAUUGACCUUUUUCUUUAUUGCUGAUCGAAGAAUCGACUUUCGGGAUCUUGUACGUGAUCUCUUCAAGACGUAUAAAACCAGAAUUUGGAUGUGCGCCAUGAAGUCUGUAGGCGACUCACCGGAUUCUUGAGGAACUUUCCCUUCUCCUUUCCAACACAGCAACGCAGGAAAGUUCCAUAGAGUUUAGCUAGAGCAUACUGCAUAAUUUCAGUUGGUGGCAUUUGAACCACCCUUUUCCCAUUAGACUGUAGAAAAACUUACUCUUUUAUUUCCCUUUCUCUGUACUUUUCCCCCUCCCUCUUUUUGUUGCAAAAAGAAUAAAAAUAACAUAUGUGUACAUGGUAAUACAACGGAGAGCCAUCAUGUAAUGCAGCAUCUGCAGUUCAUGAUACUCUACAUGAUAACCAGUCUGUUACUGGCGUCUCCCCGAGCCUGAUAGUGGCUGCGUGUACCCCACAGAUUAGUUUUUAG